UUGUCCUCACAAUGCCUUAUGGGAGUUUGGCAAAACUGUUUUUUUUUUUUUUUAUGUGGUUUAUAUUACAAACAGGUUGCUCAAAAAGUCUAGUCUUCAGCUCUUUUCAGCUCUGAGGUCAGGAUUGUUUUGCUGUUUUCCACUGAGCGGAGGAGCGGGAUAUGGUGAUUAAAAGAUAAGUUGACCUGAUUUAUCUGGUUAAUUUCUACCACCAGAGAUUUCCAUGUGUAAGCACUGAGACUGGUACAUUCAACACACUCACUGAGCUUUUAUUUGAAGUGUAAAUAGACCACCCAGAUCAGCUAAUGCCUAAAAUAUUAUGGUUCGCUGGCUCGUGCAGACUAAUGAAUGAGCAGCCCACAGUGACCGCAUAGCUCCUCUCCAGCACCGCCCUCAAGCCCAAGCAUGGAUCUGAGCUCCAAAAUGAUAUCAAAAAUUUGGCAAAAAAUGCUAAAUAUGAGGUUUCACAUGGAAACUAUUGGUUGCAUCACAGUGGAUAUAUCCAUUUACUCUGCGUAAGUUUAAGCGAAUUAAGGGCAGUCCAUAAGGAUGCAUGCAGACAGAUGAGCCACCAAAACUAAUUUCCUAUCUGCCACAAUAAUUAAAACAGUGUCGUAGCCAAACCUGAGGAAAUGAGGUCACUGAUGAGCUCCUAAACCAUUCAAGUCUUCAGGGAAGCUGUGUUUGCAUGUGUAGUGUGUGGGUGUAUGAUUCACAAUGGAAAAACACCACACCAGUGCCUUGUUUCCAAGGCAGCUGUCACCACCACACCAGUAGAGCAGGGUCCUGUUUUUGGUUUCUGGAUGUCGAGGGAACGUGAUGGAGAAACUAUUUAAUAAGAAUAGAAUGAAAUGGACAAGAAGGCAGGAAGAUGACUAUUGUGAAGCUUGGAAAAUAGAAAUGCUGAAAUCAACAUUUCAACGGAAUUAAAGAAGACUUUUAGGCUUAAUAGCAAAAAGCAAUUUCUUAAGGCCAAGGGAAACGAUGCAGCAGAUUUCCUGUCAGAUCUGGCCAAAAAAGGAGCUUGCAAAGGUAUCUUAUGUUGUUUUUGAUUGACUGGUCCUGAAAUGAAUGACACCACAUAUACCAAAUUCUGUAAAUUCUCCUUUUCUUCCAUUCAUUCUCCCUUUUCUCAUUGCGUCUAUUGCUCCCCAUUCUGUCGUGUUUCCUGCCUCCAUUUUGUUUGUGUUCUCAUCUUCUUAGAGUUCUCCACAAUAGCGUGUGGCCCCAUUUCCCCUAAACUGCAAAACCAAAGAAAUGUGUGUCAGUAUUAAGCUGCCAAGACAGAGGAGAGAGAACAUACACUGACUCCAGGAGAUGCUUGCAUACACCUCUUCAUCGCAUGGAUAAGAUCAAACGACCAAACAUUUCCCCUUCUAUGCAGACAAUAAUCUGCUUUAUUUUAGUUUCAGACUCCACAUCACAACAAUGCAGAGUGUUCAGGCAGCAUUCAAAUCAGCAUGCAGCCUCCAUCACACUAUGUUUAUCAUCUCUUCCUGCUCAUCUGACCCCACGCCGCGUAGCCCCGAGUUAUAUUUAAUUUACCAUGAUUGAAGCAAAAGCUUUAAGUCUGAGGGACAGUCUGCGUCUCUUUACCCAUCCAGGCAGGGAAAGGCCUCUGAAUUCCAUCUGUCUCAAUCUUUCCAUGCUGAGCAGAAAAAGAAUACUGAGAGAGAACAAGUCAGCACAAAAUUACUAUUCACUGAUGCUGGUCGUGUUGCUGCUCGUCACACCCUGAUCCACUGCAAAUGCUGACAUUUUGAUACUAUCGCUGUGUGUCUGCAAAUCUGACUGCUUCUUUUCAUUUUCUACCUGCCUCCUCCCAGCCCACAUUUGAUCUACGAACAGUUAUUAGAUAUCUGUGAUCUUUGGUACUGAUCUAUCCAGAUAAGAAAUAAUCAAACCAGCACACUGGCAUAUCUUGGUGCUGCACACUGGAUAUGAAGGCUGUAUGUUCACAUGCCACACAGGCUCCUCAUUGAGGUAAAGUGAGUUAUUGCUUAUGAUUUUAAAGACAUAAAGUCCAACCUUUUCAUAUCCCCGAGUCUGAAAAGGAUUACACUGUUUCUCUUGUAGUGGAUUGAUUCUAUUUUAGUUUUGGUUGAACAAAACAGACAUGUAACAAGAUGUAAUCUCAGACUGGACAAGUACAUGCUGAACAUUUUCAACAUUUAUAAGACUAAAAACAUGAUAAAGAAAUGUUUGUCGGAUCAAUCAGAUCUUUACGUGUACCUGUCACUUAUCUUAAAAAUGGAAUAAUAGAUAUUUGGAUAAAAAAAGAAAUGAGACCGAAAUAAAACUCUGACCAGAAAUCACAGAGACACUUUUAUAACCAUGUAUAAAUAGCCUCACAAACAAAGGCUGGAUGUGCAAUUUGGUCUCUGCUGCCUUUUAACCAUCAGCACCCGUUUCCCUGUAACAUCAUCGUCUUCAAAAGCCAAGGACAUUGAAUGUGUUUACUCCUGACUCAUUAGCAAGAUACAUUUUCUAAGCUUUUCAGCCACUGUCACUCGCCUGUGUGUGAUAUAUAAACACACACACACACGCACACACAUGAGUCAUGCAUUUAACCUAAUGAAGCACUCUCCGUCGUCUGUGGCGGAUCCAAGCUUGAAGAUCACACCAUAUCUGAGCCAUGGGCACGGAUGAUGCAUCGCUUCGCUCAUAGCAGAUGAUUUCAUGUUGGUUUGGCUGGAUUUGGAUUAAUGAAAUCAUCAGACUCAAAGCUAAUGCUUCUGAUAAAGGGGAUACAUCCACUGGCAACAGACUGACGAAAACAAAUAUCGUAUUCUGUGUCAACAGGACCAAUUUAAUUAAAGGGAGGAAACCUAUUGUAACAACUGUAGUAAAGGUUAACCUAUGAAAACAUGGUGUUGUUCUUAGAGUGUGAAACAGAAGAAGGAAAAGAUAAAGAACAAUACUAAAAAAAAAAGGGAUAGAGAACCAGCAACAGGAAGCCAGAGAUGGACCGCUGGAGCUCAAAUGGAUCUGUAUUUGAUUUAAGCCUCUUACCCCAUGGUUACCAUACCCACCACCCCUCACUUCCCUCCAUCCCACUUCUAAUCAGCCUUCAAAGAGUCAGAGGGAAAAGUGGAACAUUCACGGCUAAACAAAUUAGAUUCACAAGUACAGGGAUAGAAGCCAAUGUUGCAUCGUUCUGAAAUAUUGAUGUACUACUGGAAGCAACUGGGAUUUACAUCUGAAUGCUUGGCCGCAAUUAAAAGAUAUUCACAAACAGCGUGCAGGAGCCUGAAACAUUUACAAAUGUAGUGUUUCUUCUUCGCAAGGCUUGAGCAUGCAACUACAGUAUAUUUAACAAAUUACCACAGACUACUAUGAGAGAAAUAACCUAAUGUUUAAAAAGCUAGAUCAAAUGAUUGUUUGCUGUUUUUACCUCAAAAUGGCUCUAAGUAUGCAUUUUAUCAGUAAAAGGCCAUUAAAGCUUGUUGAAUUAGUCUAGUUUAUGUUUCGUUUCAUUGUGAACAGGUUAAAAAAACUGGCUAAAUGAUUAAAUGUAGGAUUAACUUUUAGCUCCUCAGACACAGGCCUAAACUGGAAGUCCUGCACUCUUAUAUGUCAUCAAGUAAUUUGGGUUUUAGUCAAUUAGGUUUUUUGGCCAGAACAACAUCAACCUUGAUGGGAAAUUAAAAUGAAAUGGACCCCAGUUAGCUUCUUUCACAUCAAAUACCUUUAUAAUGUUCAUCCAGAGCCAUGUUUUCCAGUUAGGAAGCAAACAUCUCUUAGCAACAGACAUGAAAUGAUGUAUUGUAAAGGUAAGAUAACAUUUUUUCGCAGCACAGACUGAUCUUCUAUGGGUUUAUUUCCAGUGGAGAGAGUGCUCCCUCAAUGCCGGGGAAAUCACUGUCGUAAAUUUCUGGACAAAAGAAAGGCUCUAUUACGGAUUAUGGUGCCCACUGGAGGCACUGUUAGGGUUACGUAAGGCAGAUUAGUGAACCACACAUACCGUCACACCACCGGUGGUUUCAUCUGUGAAUCAGUCAGGCACCAAAACACAGAGAUACUGAUGCUCAAACACAAACAUACUGGUAAGGCAACACUAUUGUGAGUGCUGUGAUAGAGAAAACACAUCACCAUAUACAGAUGUAUCAUCUGCAUAUGUUCCAAACACCUGAUUUACCAGUGAUUUAUUUGUCCUUUACUGUCUGCUUGAACACACAGAGCAUGUCUCCUUGAAUGCACUCUAAACUAAUUGAACUCAGUGCAGUUAAACUGAUGAGUAUAGGACUAGAUUAGACUAGAGAGCCUAAUACAGUAAAGAUAUUUGCAAACACUGUAAAUUUUAUGGAUUAAUUCAUGGCUCUGUUGUCAGCUCUGAGGCCAAUGGCAGUCAAGCAAAUAAAAAAAAAAACUGCUCCAUUGAUCUGACGUGAUCAACCCAUGAGACAGGACACCACAGUAUGUAACAAAAUCCUCCAUGAGUGCAUGUUGGGAUAUUAAGUCCUCUGGGACCCGGUGUGCUAAUGUGAUUGGAUUGUACAAGAACAAGGGGCAUGAGGAGGCAGACACUGAACAAUGAAAUGUUGUGCUUGAUUGCAAAAAGUACCCUUAAUGGCACAGAUUCUAACUAUUUCUCUGACUUUUCCUCUCACUGACACUCUAUGGAACUGGGUUAAAAAACUUAUAGCACAAUAUAGUGUUUUGUAUGUUAGCUAAAUCAGCUGUAGACUUUUUUUCUCCAGUAUUAAGUUUGUACAGAGAAAAAAAGACCUAAAACAGGAGUAAGCUAGUAUUAAAGAAAUGCCAUACUCCUGCUAUGAAGCAAUACAUGUCAUGUUGCAGCAUCCUCAACAGCGCUUCUUUAAAAUCACACCAAAGUUUCUUUCCAUAUCCCACAUAUCCCUGGUCUAAAUAACACCCCAAAGAAAAAAAAGCUAACAAAACAAACAAAACACCAACAAUGUUAUAGGAACCACUGUCCAGGCCCGAUAUUUCUGCAAGAUCUCCUGAUCUCCCACACACACACACAGUCGUGUUUUGUGUCGUGGAGAAAACGCAGGCAGGAUUGAUCAUAUUGUUUGUUGCAGAGGCCACAUUAGAGGCGUUUAAAGCAGCAUCAGUACGAGGAGGACUUCCGUAAAUCUUUGUUCAGCAUCAUGCCCUUGCCUGGGCAGGACUCAACAGGGCGUGGGCCUCACACAGAGAAUGCGCAAGGCGGGUGCCUGUCGCGACUGCUUAAGAUCAAUCAUUUGCCUUUUCUUUUUAACAAAUCCCUUUCAUUUCACUUUUAAAAGCGAAAAAGUGAAGUCAUCUUUAGUAACAGCUGUCAUCUCGGACCACAUCAGCUCUAAAGCACUAACAAUCGGCCUUGUUUGGUACCUAAAGGCGCGCAUGGAAGCAGUUACAGGCCUGUCAGGUUGAUUAAAAUAUCAAUAACAAACGACAGGAGGGAAUACGUGACAUACUGCAGGCAUUAAACACGGAGAUUACAUUUGUCAUCUUUGGCGUCACCCUUGGUCGUGAACUGUACCCAUCGCCCCCUUCAUGCCUCCUCUGUCGCUCUGUAUGCGAGCUCUUACCUGCAUCCAGGGGGAGAGAGGGAAUGGAAAGUGGAGAGGGAAAACAUCUCAGCCCUGUCCGCCAUCUUCUUCAACAAAUGACUCAGAGAGACUGCAGAAAAUCACGGAUGGAGCGCAGUCCAUUCACAGACAGUGGGCAGAGGACAGCCACGGAGCUUUCUGUCUCUCUGCGGCCCCACAGAUGCCCCCCCCUGGCCGCAAGGCUUCAAUCAGACGAGCCUGCUCAGCACCAUCAAAUCUGCAGUCAACCAUCUACACAGGUAGGGGAGGAAGGAGGGGGGUGUUGAGGCAAGGAAGAUCUGAGGAGACGGAGAUUUCUGUACAAUCCUGUUUUUCGCCCCCCCUAAUAUGUCCACGCGAAGCAGAAGCGCGCAGAAAAUGCGUCCGCAGUCCGUGUUUUUCUUCGCCAAAUGUCUGCUGCUGCUGCUGCUGUGAUGCUGCCUCUGACACACAACGGAUACGGGCCAGCAGUGCGGAGACAGCAGAGACAGAGGAGGAGGAGGAGGAGGCGAGGGGGAGGAAGAGGAGGAGGAUGGGGAGGGCGUGUGGAGCAGUGGAUAUAACGUCAGUGCCGUGAACGUAUGAGCAGCUUUUCUUGGCUUGAUGCAGGCAGCAACUAAACAACGGCGUGGAAAACACUGUAUACAUGAUAACUAUAACGCUACCAAAGUAACCCAAACAUUACACGAUCCAAAAUAGGAAUCAUCCGUUUAAUAGGAGGUUUAAUAUUGUGGGGAAAAAAAGAAAAAGCAGCAGAAUUAUCAGGACAUAUAAACAUUUUAACCUGCAGUCAACCACCUACAUUUUAAUUAUUUUAAAUAAAGAAGUCUUCAGAAAAAUACGAGAAAAAAUCUCGAGAAAAUUAGAAAUUACUCACAUACAUACACACCCACAUGCCAAAUACUACUUAUUAUGAGUGCAGUAUGUAAGGGAAUAUAAUAUGUUAUAACAGUUAUUAUGAGUUAUCAAUAUUCAUAAUAAUAAUAAUAAUAAUUACCGCAUCCUUAAGACUAUCAAUCUAUGCAAAAGGUUACACGGUGUACUGGGUGGGCGUAAUGAGGAGCUGUUCACUCCAUGUAGUGCUGAAGUUCAGCUUCAUUGCCAAACUGAGGUUUCACUGUCGUGUCACAUGGGGGCGGUAUAUCUCCACUCACUUUGUAGGUAAAAACGUGACUGAAUUGGCAUAUGCAAUAUGCUUUACGGUCAUUUCAUCGUUCACUAGAUAGUAUUCAUUGAUUUAUUCAUAAAAACAAACAGUUAAGAGAGGAAGUCCCUAAACCUAGUUUCUCCACUUUUUUUUUUUUACCAUUUUAUUUCCUCUUUAUCAAGUCAUCUCUUCUCUGACAUAAUAGCCAACAAACUGAAAAUUCCUUGUAUUUUUUAAAUCAUCUUCUGCAAAAGUUCUAUCCAGUAAAUGACAAGUUUUAAUAAUUUGCAUAUUUAUUUCCAUAAAACAGAAAGAUUUACAUCAUCCAUUCAUCAUCACACAACAGCCAAAGUUUUUUUUUAAAAGAGUUACAUUAUGAUCUUUAGCACUUUUAAAAUCUAACAUGUUUCCCUUUUUGUAGGUCAAAUUUUGAUGACAUGUUUUGAGUUAAUGCGGUUACCUUUCUGGUUUAAGCUAAGCUAAGAAAAAGAGACAACAAACAUACAGAUGAGUAUGAACCAAUUCAAAAGGUUUAUUUUGGGAAUCAUAGCCACGGCAGGAAAUUGAGUUAAGCAAUCACCUUCUCUUCGAUGGGGAUGGGACCCAGGGUGACAUCACCUUCCCAUUCGAAAACUUAAGAGGAAAGAGAGGAACGCAUGUCCACAAUGUGCAUCAAAGUGGUUGAUUUAAACAUGAUUAAACUAUCAAGACAGGGGGUUGUAAAUACCUUCACUCUCGGAGGCCUCCCGGAUCUUCCUACCAGGAGAGGAAACACUAGUUACUGUGCCGCUGGAACCCCAGGAACCGCCUGCACCGGUGUUGGCACCAGGUGCUUCAAGUGAACCUGAGUCACAGGAGCCACAAGCUGCAUGAACGCCGCUGGCCUCUUUCCAUCUGGAUAUUACAGAGAGAAUAACAGGCUUAUUUCUUCAGUCACAGACUUCUUACAACGAUUAUGCUCUCAUGCACACUCACCCUCCUAUAGGGGAGCAAGCUCUGUGUCCACUAUCAAUGGGAUGAGCAGCAGAUGUAGCUCUUAAGUGGCAGGUAAUGUAGAGCUGUGGAAAUAAUAGGGUUCUAUAUCAAUGUAUCAAACACAAAAAUGAAGAUAUUAAAUCAUGACUUGAGAUACUCACCAGUCCACUGUCAGAGCCCUGGAACCUGAAUGCUUCCAACUGGAACUGGAGCUUGUUUUCUGCAGUACGAGCCAUGAACUUAGAGUCAGAGCCUGUGAUCCUAGCAUCUAUAAAGCAUCUAUAAGCAAGAAAACACACAAAUAACGUCAGAGAGACAAACAGAAGACUUAAUGUAUUCGUGUCCAGCUAUUCUAGAGAAACAGAAUAAUCUCAAUCAAGUCAUUACGCUUCUUUACCCUUGGUUCUCGAUGAAGGCGUAUCUGGGGUUGGAGUUCAUGUCUGGGGCAAGAGUAGCGACACAGCUGUCCACAUAAACACGCAGAGGCACAUGGAAGUACUGCUUGACAGUUGCCUCAAUAUUAAUCAUGUCACCCAGGAAAUACUGGUAGCUUGGCCUCUCGAAUUGCCAGUCAUCUGUGUAAUGAGAUAAUGGCAUUAGAUCACAGCUCCAUAAAUGUUUGAUCAUGAAGAAAACCAUGAAGACAAAGAAGCGGAAGUGCUGCAGGGUCUUUGUCAUAUAGAAACUCCUUGGGUACUUUGCUGUUGCUUGUGUAUUGCCUGAGGUAGGCAGGAUUCCAUUGAAGAAGCAUCUUUUUUUGUGGUGUAUAUACAAAAAAGCCUUUAAUAUCUGUCAAUAGCUAUUAGUUAUUGAUGACAUUUGGGUACAUAACGACAUCGCUGUGUUUUGUUAUGCCAGUGUAGUCAACAUUUUAAAUUUUUUGAGCCCUCCUCUCUUUCUGACUGUAAACAAAACCAUUCUCCGUCUGGUUGUGAGGCAGACACUGCUCUCUUGUAUUGUGAGGCACGCCCCACGUCCUUGCAUAACAUUCACGAGCCCAUAUAAAGUUAGCAUGCUACAAUAUCGGACAGUAGAAAUCCACCAGGAAGUACGGGAAAUUGUCUGAAUCCUCCUUUAGCCACGACUGCCAACACAAGCAAGAAAACGAAGUGAAUACCAGAGACCGGACAAGAGCUACAUAAAAAGCCAGGUAAACAUAAAACGAUUUGGAACACUUCAGGAUCUUACGGACCCUGUAACCUUUCUGCUGGACAGAUACACUGCUGUAGCCCUUUAAUGCCUGACACCCAUAUUAUGGCCAGAAAAUUUUUAUUUUUUUGGGAGCUGAAAUGUUUAUUUCACUUACUACUGAAAACCAAAAAAAUCAAAAUGUCCUUAAAAUUUAACAAAUAUAUAUUUAUUUAUCUCAUUUGAUACAUUAGAUGUUUUUGGAAACUGAUAAACUACAAGAGGACAUUUUUAUCAUUUAUCGGACUGUAUUCAGGUGUUUUUUUUAGUAAUUUGUUGAUCAUAUUGAUUUGAUAGUAAUAUAUAAAAGUAUGUAUCAAAUUUGAUACCAAAGGCAUUGAAAGGGUUAACAAAGUAAGCAAAGUGUCUGUAACAAUAGUGUUUCUUGUCAAACGGGACCUGCGGUAUGUUCUGCGCCGCUAAACUGGUUAGCUCAGUUCCUGGAUUAUAUCACUUUAUCCUAGUUGCAUUAGUCCUGCAAACAUUGUGUUUGCUGGUAGUCUGUUGGCAUCUAUAAAUGAAACAUAACGAUAAACGAUAAGAGCAAGCGUGAGCGUCUGUUUGUGGGCGGGGCUUGCUGGAGCAGAGCAGGAGGGGAGAGGAGGAGCUGAGGGGAAAACUGGUUGGGAGGGGUAGAGGUUACAUUCAAGAUUCCGCCCAAAAACUGGCACUUCCUCUAAUCCUGCCUACCCCACCUUUAACAGGUAAUUGCAUGUCCUUUUUCAGGGUAAAAUGAGUUUCGAAACUAGCCAACACAUGAUGUUUUUAAUUCUACAAAAACUACAGAAUGCUUGUUUUUUGAGGGAAAGUUGUGGUUUGCAUUUUUUCUUUACUGAGUUUCAUGCAAUUACACUUUCACAAAAUUAGUUGUAGAUAAUUUUUUUUUUUUUUUUCAACUCACCAGUCAUGAGUUUCAGAGUGAAGUAUAGGAACUCCUCUGCUACCUUGACUGCAGAGAAUGGGAUCCACAAAGGGUCCAGAGGAAGGCUGCUUACAUUGUGCUUCCUGUAGGAUUAAAGAGGUUAACUCAGAAUACAGAAAAUUAAAUUAAUUCCCAGUCAUCUUCACUAUGUUGGAUUUUCUUGAACCAGUAGUUAUAUAUGUGGGUUAUAUGUCUGCAAAACACUCCUCCACACCUCUAUCAGUCAGUUUGCCUACCUUGGGUAGUGACACUCCACAAUUACAGCAGCUUUGCUGGUUCUCACCACUUGAGAUCCCGCAAGAGGUUGGGGCACAUAGUUCAGAACAAAAGUGUAGAUGAGGGCUUCCUCUGUCAUCUAGCAAAGAAAUAAAUUUGAACUACUUUAAACUAAUUCCACUACACAAAAACUUAAGUUACUAAGUUUAAAUGCCAAAUCAUUUUUUUAUUUAUUUUGGGUAUCUUUAUGUGCUUACCGCUAAUGAGCUGCCACAGUCAUGCAAUUCAGAUUCAAAAAUCAGCACUUGGGCAGCAUUGUCUUCUGCUGUAGCACCGCAGGUUCCCAGGGUAAGGUCAGCAGGAUUGAUGAACUGUCCAAUCCCAAACAUGUCCUUCUUGACUUCCACAUGAGCAUCUCUCUCUCUGCACUCCACUGCAACAGUUGCAGCAGGAACAGGAUGUCUCAGCUCAAAGGGGACCUCAGGUUGGGGCUCAGGUUUGGGAUCUUCAGGAUAUGUCCAAGUGAGUGGCAUCUCGAAAUCCUGCUUCGAUUGUUGGGGCUGUUGAGGUGCCUGUUUGCUGGGCUCCUGUCUCACAGGGGGUGGUGCUGGUUUUUGGUAUCUAGGUGGUGAGGGCUUGUGUGAGGAGCCCCACUGAGCAUCACAGAAGGUGCAAAGCAAGGCCAGUGCCACAAGGCACAGGGCAGAACACUUCAUCACCAUGGUUCCACAACAACGAGUGAUCUGUACAGUUCACGAGGUGCUGCAGGGAAGUUUACAGAGUGCACCUACUUUUAUAAGACAGGGUGUAUGUUGACCUCCAUUUCAUUCCCUCCCCUUUUGUUGGCCAUUCCCAGUCAGACCCGAUGAGCUUAAACUUCAGCCAAUGACACCUCAGCAGCUGUUAAACAAAAGUAUACCUACAGCUGUGGUCAGGCCUCAUCAAGUGGGAUGACACUGAACAUUUCUGUAAUGUAUUUAAUGUUUCUGGAAUUGAGAUUGGGUCUUUAAAACAAAAAAACCACAUUUGAGAUUAAAAAAAUAAAUAAAUCAGCACGCAGGCUGUGUAUUACUGAGCUCUUCUCAAACAAGUGAGAGACGCAAUCUGGGCUGAUAACAAACGUGUGUUUGGUCAGUCGUGUUCAAAAAAAAAGUUGUGUUGACCCUGGGUUAGGUUUACCUGCCCUUAAAAUGAAAAUGUCAAACUGCUGGUUUUACCAAAGUCCGUUUGUAGAAGGGCUGAAAAUUAGCAAUGCUCCCAUUUAUCUUGAAUUUGAAGCUACAGUUUUGUAUCAGCAGGUUUAAGGUGUUUGGUAAUUAGUAAAAGGACGCAGUGUUGUUGAGGAUAAUGAGAAAUUAAAAGGUAUUAAUCAACCACUGAAGUAUGAUGAGGAAUCCUAAAAUUUGAAUCAACACCCAACUCCAAUUCUACUCUAUGUCAAAUAAAAUCAAAACAGAGUUUAGUUUGCAAACCUUUUGAAAUCAAUAUACAGUUAAAAAUAGUGCAACGACAACAUGUCAUCAUUUUACAGGGGACUUCUUGGGCAACAAUCUAGGCGCAAUAUAGCAUUAAAUUGCAACAACAAAAAAAGAAAAUUGUGAGAAUCUGGAGAAACCUGUCCCUGUGAAGACAGUUCACAAAUGGAAGGUAAAAACUGCACAGAGCAAAAUGAUAACCAUAAUUAAUGUAAACAUGACCCAGAGAUGCUGGUGACAGCAUUGAGCCUACUUAAGACUGAGCCAAAAUGGAAAACUGUCCUGUGGUCUCAUGAAUAAGAUUAGAUAUUCUUUUUGGAAUAUGGGAGCUGUGUUCUCAACUCUAAAGAUAGGAGAGGGUCCUAUGUUCAGCAUAUUACAGCCAAACCACAUUCUGCACAUAUUACCAGAUUGUGACUUAAUGUAGAACACUGCUAAACUGGCCCGUCUGCAGUCCGCAGCCCGCAGCUAGCAAAUCACAUCAUGAUUUUGAAAAAAAUGACAAAGACGCCCUUGAACUAUUCAGCUGCUAAAAUCAUAUAUUAGGCAAAAAUGGGUCAACUUUUUCCUUUAAAAGUCCAGGGACUGGUCUGAGACACAAUACAAUGGUAAACAUGCUCCAACUUUUGCUGGCAUAAAAUUUAAAAUUAGCAGAUGCUUUUCUUGCUGUGCAUCCAUGAGUGUUUAACAAAUGGGUAAACAUGAAUUCAACCUGUUAAAUACUUUUAAUGGCCAAUAGACUACACAGAAUAUCCUGAGAAUCUUACAUAAAGUCAUGGUAUUGUUAACACAUUUUUCAGUUUUCAUUAUUCUAUCACAAAAUUAUUCCUGUUUUAUUUUAGAAUAAAUGAUUUCAGUGAUACUUAUUCAUCACCUAGGGGCAGUUGAAAAGCAGCAGCAGCUGAGCAAAAAUUAAAAUAGAAUAGAGAAAAAGGUAUAAAAUCAGUAUAAACGUCAUCAGUAUAAACGUCAUCAGUAUAAACGUCAACGUCGUAAAUAUAAUGUCAUCUAAUAUUAUGUAAGACAUAAAAAUAUGAAAGUCAUAAUGAUUUUAAUAUAUUUUUAUGAACAACAAACAAACAUAUUGAACACUGUUUGUCACUGUCCUCACUGCUAGUCUCUGCAUUCAAAGCAAAGGUAGGACACUACAUGUGUGGAGCUUGCACAUGUGUUUGACACUGAAAUGGUAGCUCUCUCUACUCUCAUAAGGUUUGACUCCCACCGCCUCUGUUAGGAUGAGUUUCUUUAGCCAGUCAUGUCAGCCUUUAGAGUGGUGGAGCUGUGUCACUCAAAUACCCCAGACACUUUGGUGUUAGAUUGCUGGAGCCGGGGGCCUCCUACAACCAUCCCUGAGCAAGGAACCCUGUACACAUUAUUUACACCAUGUAGGUCCCCAAAAUAUGUUUGCCAUGAUAUUUCCUUCUUGGGACCUUCCACAUGUUCAUCUAAGGCUUUUGAAAUAUGUUGUCCUUUGUUUUUACCAUACAUGGUUUUCUCUUAGGGUCAACUAAAUACCAACAGUAUGUUUAGGAUUGUGAAUCGCUAUAUAUACUUGAAUGGUCUUGGACCACUCUUGGCUACACUCAUGUUGGCCACACUUGGGGGUGGACCGCUUUUUGCUACACUUGGAAUGGUCACUCUUUGUUACACUUGUAGAGGACCACUGUUGGUCACACUUGUGGCCUGCUGAAGCUGUAACCCAGAUAUGUAAUCAGUAAAGCUUGUCAAAAUGACCAUUCGUGUGGACCUUCGAUUCUUUCUAAUGUGAACCUGGGCUAGGCAUCCUUACAGCCUCCCUCCCAAUCAAACUGAUUCCAAUUUGUUACUUUGUACAUCAUAUUGCAGGAGCAGGUGCACAUGUUACAUCUGUGUCAAAGCACACUCUGACCUCCGGAUGACUUCUGAUCCCUUUGUACUCUAUUUAAGAUCACUCAUGUGUUGUUUGUUUACUAUUUCAAUAUUUUAGGAUCCCCCUGCCCCUUCAAAGAGUUCAAAGAGCAGCUCUCUGUCACAGAAAGUUCUCUUGACUGGUUAGGUCAUCUUGACCUCUGUCUGUCUGUGUGUGUGUGUGUGUGUGUGUGUGUGUGUGUGUGUGUGUGUGUGUGUGUGUGUGUGUGUGUGUGUGUGUGUCAAGGUAAUGAUAGUUUCAUAUUGAUUUGAAUAUAUCUUUUUGAACUACAAACCUUAUAUUGAACACUGUUGUUACUGUUUGUCACUUGUCCCACACUGCUAAAUCUAAAAUCCAUCUAAACAGAUAAGGGUCAAAUUUGAAAGGGGAAAAAGGGAAAAAAUCUGUAGCACAUAAAUACAAAUACAUAUGAAUACUUUUAAAUUAAUUUCAUGUAUUUUUGGCAACUUCAGGAAAAGUCAUCAAGUUUCAGGCUUAAAGAAUGACGUUUGGGGUACUUUUACUGCUGUUAAAAGUCAAAAUGGGUUAAAUUUGACCCGAACAGUAUGUAAGGGUUAAAGACACAUUAAAAACAUUUGCAAUUUGGUCCUGUUGCCUUAACUUGGAUUUAAAAUGUCUUCAUGACCAGUGGAAAGCAGCAGUGCAGAAACCUACAUAAAAUAAUUACAGGCACCAAGGACCACAGCUAUGGAGGAGUAGCAUCAAGAUCGCCUCUGAUUCGGGGAUAUUAGGAUAUCCUAACACUUCUAGGCUCUUGCAGCACAACAUCAACAUGGCCCAGCUGCCAGGUUUUUCUCCUAAGUUGAAAUACUUGAGCCAAAGCAGACUGACGAUACUUACAUAUCUACGUAAAUUAAACCCUGGACCGUGAGGACACAUCAAAGCUGCACAGUGAUUGAGUACUGUCCAUGUGUUGUAAAUUUAUAAGGUGAAAUGAGAUGUGACUUCAAUAAUUUAAGUAGAGAAAUUGUACUAAUUAAAAAUUAUAAUCCAUUGCUAAUCUUAUGUAAACAAUACCCAGGCACAGUUCGUCCUUCACAAUGAAAAAAUAUAAUGAAUGAGUUAUACAGCAAUGGUGAAAACGCCAAAAGAUAAGAAGUGCAUGUUUAUCAAAGCCCGUCUGGAUACAGUGUGACCUGACAUUGUAGGUCAUACAGACCCUGUGAAGGUUUUGUUCAAACAAAGAGGUAGUUUAUCCAUCACAGAUCAAUAGUAGUGUCCCAUUUGUGGCAAGCAUUGAAUUGAUGUUCAUCAAGAACUAUAUUAAUCUGUGUACAAUGUUCAAUUUAUCAUGACAUGCUGUGUUCGUUCUGGUGCAGUGUAUUUUUGAUGUUUAUGUAAUUUCUCUUCAGUUUACUUUUUUGACAUAGCCUUUUACUCCUCAGUGUAUCCCUACAGACCAAUCAGUAGCUGGAGCAUUUGAUUGGCAGUAGUGGGCAGCAAAUAGGAUGUGAAUUAUCCAAACCCGGACUAUGUCAAUACCUUAUAAAAGUCAGUAAAUUUGCACAAUACUUUUCACAGCAUCAGGAGUUGUUUGGACCACUCUCUGCUGUGAAUCCCCGACAAUGAAGUUGGUUUGUGGUUGUCUUCUGGCAGUUGCCCUGCUGGGCUGCCUGGCUAAUGCUCAAUAUUUCAUGAAGCCCCAGCAACCUCAGGAGCCUCAAGCUGCCCAAUACCAACCACCCCCGCCACCACCACAGCAGCCUCAGCAACCCCAGCCUCCCAAGUACCAGCCACUACCACAGCAGCCUCAGCAACCCCAGCCUCCCAAGUACCAGCCACCACAGCAGCCUCAACAACCCCAGCCUCCAAAGUACCAGCCACCACAGCAGCCUCAGGCUCCCCCUAAGUACGCACCCCAGGUGCCUCAGCAACCCAAGCAGCCUCAACAGCCUACAGAGGUGUUUCACACAUGUGAAGUGGCGGAAAACUACAAGAUCGCGUGUGGGGCUCCGGGCAUCUCUGCCUCAGAUUGUGAAGCAAUCAACUGCUGCUUUGAUGGACGUAUGUGCUUUUACGGAAAAUCUGGUAUGUACUUGAUUUUUUUCCAACAAGUAUUCCUCUUUGUCACCUAAGUUGAGCAAAAAUUCAAGAGUAAACCGUGAAAGCGUAUCUUCGUUUAUAACUUGUUUUGUAGUGACUCUUCAGUGUACCAAGGAUGCCCAGUUCAUUGUGGUAGUAGCCAGAGAUGCAACCCUUCCCAACAUUGACUUAGAAUCCAUUUCUUUCUAUGGAAAUGACCAAAGCUGCAGCCCUGUUGGCACAACCUCAGCUUUUGCCAUCUACCAGUUUCCCGUCACUGCUUGUGGCACUGUUAUGACGGUGAGGGUAACGUUUGAUUUAAAGCAUAAUUUUUUUAAAAUUUGAUAAUGAAUUAAGAAUCAUAAAUAUUCAUGCCAAUUUACUGUAGGAAGAACCAGGUGUUUUAGUCUACGAAAACAGGAUGUCGUCUUCAUAUGAAGUUGCUAUUGGACCUGCUGGAGCCAUCACCAGGGACAGCCACUAUGAGUAUAUGAUUUUGUUGAUUUAACCCAAAGUGAUCUUGAUAGAUUAGCUGACGUUAUUUUUUAUAAGUUAUUUUCUAACUUUCUCUUCCUCCUCUCAGGCUGCUUGUGCAGUGUAGAUACACUGGCACCUCAGUUGAAGCUCUGGUGAUUGAGGUUGGCCUGGUUCCUCCACCACCACCCGUUGCAGCUCCUGGACCCCUGCGUGUGGAACUCAGACUGGCCAACGGACAGUGUACUACCAAGGGUUGUGUGGAAGGUUAGUGUUAAAAGGGGUUGUGCUUUUAAUCUAAUUUGGCAGCAACUGUAUCAACAACCACUCUUUCUACUUGGGCAGAGGAGGUGGCCUACAACUCCUUUUACGUGGAUUCUGACUAUCCCGUCACAAAGGUGCUCAGGGAUCCUGUGUACGCAGAGGUUCGAAUGCUAGAGAGAACUGAUCCCAACAUUGUUUUGACUCUUGGAAGAUGCUGGGCAACUGCUGACCCCUACCCUCACAGUCUUCCUCAGUGGGACUUGUUGAUUGAUGGGUAAGAGUAAGUGUUGGCUCAACAUGGACAUUUUUUAAAUAGUUAAAUAAAUCCUUGUAUCCCCCUAAACUGCGCUUCCACACUCUAAAUUGUGACAUAUUUUUGGCCAUCUCGCCCUCUUUCCCCUUUUCUUAGCUGUCCCUACCGGGAUGAUCGUUACCUGACCACCCUGGUCCCUGUGGAUGCCUCAUCAGGGCUCAUGUAUCCAACACACCACAGGCGCUUUAUUUUCAAGAUGUUCACAUUUGUGGGAACUGGACCUGCUAAUCCUGGCAAAGGAGAAGCUGCUGAACCAGAGGUUAUGACUCCUCUUAAGGAAAAGGUAUUGGAUCCAAUGACAGAGCGAACUUCGCUGAUUAUUCCCACAAGUAUCCACAUGCCUUACAUUCCCUUACAUCAAACUGUCUUUUUCAACAGGUGUAUAUCCACUGCGAUGCAGCAGUAUGUCAGCCAUCUGUUGGAAAUAACUGUGAACCUAGGUGCUUCAGACAGAGUAAGUAAUGCAGUUUCACUCAGAUGAGACCAUCAAUAUGUUUGAUUUUAGUUUGUUGCACUUUGUUUUUGACUAAGAUGAAAACGGAUCAUUGUGUUACAUGUUGCAACAGUAUGGUCAAAGGAAUGAAAAUCAGAAAAUUUCUUAGCAAAAGAAUCAAAAAAGUUAGAUAAGAUGAAAUUGUACUUUUACAAAGUGAGUAAGAAAAUAUGUUUGUUUGUUUAUAACUUAAGGAAUAGAGUUCAUCUGUAAAUGCCUGCAAAUUACCUUUUUAUAUGUCUACUCAAAUUUACUACACCACCUUGUGCCUCACUUUAUCUAACACCUGUAAGUAACUGACCACUGAUAUUUUUUCACACAGGGAGAGACAUUGCCGCUUCUGUCCUGAAAGGCUCCAGAUCUGAGACCACUGUGGUUAGCAGUCAGGAGCUUAUCUUUAUUGGGCAGUAAUAAACCUUUCUCAUGAAACCUCUGUUGCCAAUUGUUGUUGUAACUGAGUUUCAAAUAAAUUUGCAAAAUGCUGAGUGCGUCUAUUUUCAUGAAAAUAUUGCUGUACGUCCGAUCAGUCAGUAGGUUGCUUUAAAGAGCAGCCGUUGAAUCUCAGCCCCAGUCUCUGUCCUCUUGAGUGAAGUUCUUAUCCUAAACCUUACAGAAACUGGCUGCCAUCUCUGCUCCAUCUCCGUCUUUGUUUUAACUCAGCUUUUUAGGAGUGAAUCCAAAGUUAUAAAUUACAGGACUUUGCGUUCUCUUUGAUGUGUUUAUCCCGUGUGUUUGAAUCCCGCAAUUGGAGUCCAGUGCCAUCGGGCUGUGGGCAGUGUCAUGUCAGGUCAUGAUUAACAAAUUUGUUGGAACAAACAACAAAUGGUCUUCCUACACUCACAGAAAUAAGUAGACCUCACUGCAUUUCAUUUCAUCUAUUUAGAUCUCCAUUAGCUUUGGCUAAGGCCAUCGUUACUCUCAUAAAUGUAUGAAAUAAAAUAUAACAUUUGCAUCCAUUAGAAUUACUUAGAUUUAACAUAAACAGGCCAUUGAAGUUUAUGCGCUGCAUAUUUGUCAGCCAAAUGUUAAUGAAACAAUUAAGAAACAGAUUUAUGUAAUAAU
Messenger RNA from Xyrichtys novacula (pearly razorfish), 17997 nucleotides. Lineage: Eukaryota; Metazoa; Chordata; Actinopteri; Labriformes; Labridae. The record is from the annotation of a GenBank genome assembly.